UUUGGUCUUUUCCGGCGACCCGUCCAAGAUGUGGGUCAUCUUUUCGAUGUCAAACGUGGCAUUCUCCCGCUCUCUCUUUAUAUCGGCAUUCAUGGCUGGACGAAGCCGCUGAAAACCACCAUGUAUUUAUGGAAAUAAAAAGAUAAACUGUGACGCUUGAAGUUCAACCUGGCAGCUUCCCGGUGGCCUCGUCACUGCGCAGGCGCGAGGGGGCGGGGCCAGCCGGGAACACGUGACCGGGGCCAGCCGGGAACACGUGACCGGGGCCCCCGGACCACGUGGUCGGAGCGGGACCAUGCUGCCAUCGGCCGCAGCCUUCCUGCUGCCGUGGGAGGUGGACGCGGCGAGGGAAGGACGGUCGCUCAGGACCUUUGGCAGGACUCAAUAGACUCAGGACUGUCUCCUAAAGGGGCGUGGCAGUCACGUGACACAGAUACAGGAAAACGAACCGUAGUGGGCUGUCUCGUUUAUUGAACGUCUCUGCCUCCACUUAACGACAACAAAGAAAGAAAGAUGGCGUUCGACGACCUGGACCAGGCUACAGCAACGUACAUUUCCUGCAUUAUGUACCUGUUAGUUGUGACUAUGAAAAGAACAACGGAUCUUUUGGCUGCAGUGAUGACGGAAGAACGACGCCGGCGGCAAAUAAUACGUCAAGGGGCCAUAGAGAGCAUGAAUUUGUUGAUGAACGCUGGAGCGUCUCUGCUUGAAAAGUCUCUGCUUGAAAGCACGUCUCAGCGUUCAUGCUGGAUGCGGGUCAGGAGCAAAGAUUGGUGGGAGCGAGUGGUGUUAAAGGAGUUUAGCGACAAGGAGUGGAAAGAGAACUUCCGAAUGACCCGCAGAACCUUCGACAAGUUGUGUGGCUUGAUGUCACGAGUGAUGAAACCCGAGGACGUGACCGUUCGGGCACCGGUGCCGCUUCAGAUGAGGGUUGCGAUUGUCCUUUACAAGCUGGCCAGUUCUUCUGAGUACAGGGUUGUGGCAAACCAGUUCGGCGUGCACAAGUCGACUGUGAAAAAGUUUGUGUACAUUUUUUGCAAAGGCAUGGUGUCAUCGGUCAUCCAAAACUUCAUCACGGUUCCCACUGCAGAGGAAGCCGUCGCUAUAGCGCGCCGGUUCGAGCUAAAGUUCAACAUCCCCCAGAUAAUCGGCUGCAUCGGCGGCACACACAUUCCUGUUUUACCACCGAGUGACGGCUACAAGGACUUCAUCAAUCGAAAAGGAUGGACUUCCUACGUCCUCCAGGCUGUGGUGGACGACACGUACCGGUUUUGGAACAUAAACUGCAAACUGCCUGGAAGUGCCGACGACGCAGACGUUCUCAGGCAGUCGGCGUUGUUCAGCCACGCACAUCAGCUACCUAAGGGCCUAAGGGAAAUCAACGGUGUUGCCGUCAGCCAUUUUCUUGUGGGAGAUCCAGGUUAUCCUCUCAUGGAGUGGCUGAUCAAAGACUACACCCGUUCCCCAUCCAUCACCCCUGAGCAGGAGUCGUUUAACGUGUACUUAAGCUCUGCGAGGACCACUGUGCAGAUCGCCUUUGGGAGACUGAAGUCACGCUGGCGAGUUCUGCUCAAGCGAAGUGAUUUUCAUUUUACCUUCACCCCUCAUGUGAUAGCUACGUGUUGUGCGUUGCAUAACUUAUGUGAAGAUGAGGAGGACGGUGUGAACCCCUCCUGGACCGACGAGGCUGCUGCGUUAGAAUCCAACCUACCACAACCUGGAGCCCGAGCCCACGACGACUCUGACACUGACGGGGGUCAGAAGAUCAGGGAGCUGCUCACGGACUAUCUGAGUACAAACUUCCCUCUGCACACACUUGUUGUAGCAGUUUCUUAGCUUCAUCUUUUUUUCUGUACAGCACACUGUAUCUUUCAUGCCAUGAAUA
Cololabis saira (Pacific saury) is the source of this 1885-nucleotide messenger RNA. RefSeq names its product CST complex subunit TEN1-like. Gene Ontology annotation, molecular function: telomeric repeat DNA binding; single-stranded DNA binding; telomerase inhibitor activity. The transcript is spliced from 4 exons. The record is from RefSeq and is a predicted model, not a curated record. Gene Ontology annotation, cellular component: CST complex. NCBI's taxonomy places the organism in Eukaryota, Metazoa, Chordata, Actinopteri, Beloniformes, Belonidae. Gene Ontology annotation, biological process: negative regulation of telomere maintenance via telomerase. The coding region runs from base 514 to 1836 and encodes 440 amino acids.